CGAUUAUUUGUAACUGGAUCUGAAUUUAUCGAUUAAGAAAGCAAAACGAACUGUCAACGGGGGAAAGUUGCGACGACCACCACCACCACCAUCACCUACCGACUUGGGGAAGAAAUUAAGGUCCCGUGCAAGCAGGACAGCGGGACAGUGGGCACAAACUUUCACCUACUGCACACACACAAAACAAAUUCGGUGGGAGAGAGAGAAAGAUAUCAGACCGACUAAACGAUUCUCCUUCAACAACCGACCGACCAGCCCAAUAAUCGAGUUCCCCCCUCCAGAAAAAAAAAAAAAAGGACUUUAAAAUCCAGUUCACGAAAACACCACCCCAACCCCGAGGGUCACGAACCCAACAUCCACCACCCCAAAGGCUCGCCCAUCCAUCAUGGCCGAGUUUAUUGGCCUCCAGAUGCUGGUUACCCUCAGGGGAAACCCGCAGCCGGUCAGGAUCCGGGGGACGGUCAGCGGUGUGGAGGCUGGGAAUAGUUUGACGUUGAGCAAUGUGUGGUUCCUCCAGACAAACGAGUGGAAACCCCAGCUCAGCAUCUCGGCGAGCGAAAUCCUCGAUUUGAGUCACGAUCCGAGUCAAUACGCCCCUCGUCAGCCGGUGGUGCCCGUGCCUGUUUUCAAGCAAGAACCGCCGGUUAAAAUCAAACAGGGACAUGAACCUGCCGUGUUUAUCGACCCUGCGAUUGUUGCUGUGGGGAAGAGGCCUUCGGUUUCGAGUACUGGGCCGGGGAAGGUGGUUGUUCCUGUUGUUGUGGACAGAGAUGCGACGCCUACACGGACAGUGAAGCAGUUUCAUGCUCAGGCUCAGGGACUGGAGUCGGAUGAGGAUGGGGCUGUGGGGGGGGAUGCGGUUUUGGAGUAUGGGCAGGUUGCUGGUGGGGGGAGGGGGAAGAAGACGCGACCGCCGAGGAAGCAGAGGGUGAACAAGUUGAGUCAGGAGGCUACUGGGGAGGUUGAGUCGUCGCCUCAGCCGACGGUGAAGACGGCGGGGAAGGGGAAGGGGUGGAGGCAGACGCCUAUGCUGCAGAGCACGCCGAGCUUUCAGCCUUUUAACUCGUUGAAGAAGGUUACCAAGGGUGGGAGGGCGACGGCGGAUAAUAAUGGGUGGGCUUCGGAGGAUGUGACGGAUGUGCAGGAGAUGGGGGAUUUCGACUUUGAGACCGGGUUGGCCAAGUUUGAUAAGCAGAACCUGUUUGAGCAGAUGAGGAAGGAGGAUGUGGUGGAUGAGGCGGAUAGGUUGGUGUCGCAUAACCGGAUUCCGAAACCGAAGCCGGGCACGGCGGGGGGCAAGAAUUUGCAUUAUUCGGAGAAUGUGCUGGAUCACCACCAGAAGACGUUUACGCCGACGAUACUCAAGCCGAGUAGGGAGAAACUCAUACCCAAGGAGCCGAGCAAUGAUUUCUGGAACAGCGAGGCGGAUGAUGGGGCUAUGAAUGGGAGUGAGAAGCUGAGCGAUAGGGCUACGGUUAUGGGGAGCAGGCAAGGGUCACGGAGGGGAGAGGGGAAGAUGGCGUCGAGCAGGAGGAGUCAGUCGCGGAAGGCGAGCGCUGUGCCGGGACAGCCUGGAGGCGGCCCUAGCAGGGUCAAUUCUGGUGUAAGCCAUUAUCAUCACCGCACGUCGUCUCUUAAGGGGAGCAGGCCGAGCAGCCGUCUUUCGUCACGGACUGCGGUCGGGGGAGGCAGUGGGAUGUCUGUCAUUGCUGACAAGAGAAAGCAACAGCUCUCGGCUACGGCUGCUACUAAUGCACAUCACGCCCCGCAUCAGGGGUUGUAUGUCCUGCCGUCUAACCGACGAAUCGAGACGAUCUCGGCGCUGCAGAUGUUGAAUCUGGAGAACAUUGCUCAUAAUGAGAUUGGGCUGACGGAGGAGAUGAUGACGGAGAAUGCCGGGAGGGGUUUGGCGGAGGUGGUUGUUGGGACGGUGCUAGCUGACCCAGCGAUCAAGGUUAGGCAGGGGAGCAUCAUUGAUGCUGCCACUGGGGUCUUGCCCCCUCCUACUGUGGUGGUGUUGGCUGGAAACAACAAGAGCGGCAGCCGAGCUGUUGCCGCGGCGAGACACCUCAGAAACAAGGGAAUCAAUGUUUUGGUCUGUGUGGUUGGGUUGGAGAGAGGGGAGAGGGACCUGCUGGAGGAGGUGAGGCAGCAGGUCAGGCUGUACAAGACCUUGGGGGGGAGGGUGUUUGCCAAGGGAGAGUUCUUUGAGCACAUCAGGAAGAUUAGCAUACCCAUGCUGACGAUUGACACGCCGAGGACGAGCCUGGGUAGUCUGGCCAACCCAGCGCCGGUGAUGCUGAUUGUGGAUGCGCUGUUGGGGUUGGCGAUCAGCUUUGAGGAGCUGAGGAAUGGGGACCAGGCGACGGUGUAUGAGUUGGUGGAGUGGGCGAACAGGAACGAGGCUUUUGUGCUGGCGGUGGAUGUGCCUACUGGUGUUGAUCCGAGCUCUGGGAUGGUGAGCGUGGUCGAUGGGAACAGGCUCUACGUCAAGCCCAGAUAUGUGGUGUCGAUGGGGGCGCCGAAGAAGGGGUUGUUGGAGGCGAUGGUGGCGGCUGAUAUCAAUGAGGGGGAGGAUGAUAUUGCUGUGGCUUCUGCGGUGCCGGACUCGGGGGAGGCGAGUUUGGCGUUGGACGAUGCUGUCAGUGAGUGGAGGUUGUUUUUGGUGGAUAUGGGGUUGGGGCCGGCGGUUUGGAAGAAGGCGGGGACGAAGAUGAGAAAGGGGGUGGACUUUGGGGAGAGGUGGGUGUUGGAGAUGAAGUAUAGGGGAUUGAAUGGGACGAAUAGUGGUCCCGAGGGGGAUCCUGAGGAGGGGGAGAUUUGA
This is a messenger RNA of Podospora bellae-mahoneyi, 2824 nucleotides long. RefSeq names its product enhancer of mRNA decapping (gene EDC3). NCBI's taxonomy places the organism in Eukaryota, Fungi, Ascomycota, Sordariomycetes, Sordariales, Podosporaceae. Gene Ontology annotation, molecular function: mRNA binding. The record is from RefSeq and is a predicted model, not a curated record. Gene Ontology annotation, cellular component: P-body. The transcript is spliced from 2 exons. Bases 386 to 2824 code for a protein of 812 amino acids. Gene Ontology annotation, biological process: deadenylation-independent decapping of nuclear-transcribed mRNA; P-body assembly.